Molecule: messenger RNA, 2016 nt
Organism: Prorocentrum cordatum
Lineage: Eukaryota; Dinophyceae; Prorocentrales; Prorocentraceae
Source: the annotation of a GenBank genome assembly
AUGGGGUCUUGCGAGGAGUACUCCGCCAGGAAGGCGACGAGCGGCCGCCUGCACGAUGUCGUGUACAUACUGGCAGUUGCGGUGUACGCGGUGGUGACUGGAUGUCUCAUGAUGGGGGAUUUGCUUGCUCCGAGUUGGUUUCCAAUCGCCGGCUCCUGCGCAGUGCUGGCGAUGCACUUGAGUUCCUACGUCGUCGACAGGCCGAGGCCUCCUUGGCUCUCUUCGGUGUUCAUCUACGUGGACUGCGUGAUGGUCGCCUGCUGCAACAGAAGGGUCCAGUUCAUGGUUUACGAGGCUACGAGUGGCGCAAUCGGAGCCAAUCCGCGUCUUGACGUGGACGGCUGCUCUGCUCAACAUGCUGCCGCUUCAUCCAUCCAGACAACGUUCAUGAUGUACAUCAUGCUGUCCUACUUGACAACCUUCUUGCUGCCGUGGAGGUAUGCGACUGUCGUUGUGUUGGGAGUUGUUUCGACCUACUUGACUUCGGUGCUAAGCUCCUUAGCAUUCACACCAUCGCACGCUUUGCCACCUGAUACGGUGGUACGGCUACUGCUGGAGUGCGUGUUUUUCACAUUCGGUUGCGCAAUGACCCUGCUGAUCCACCGGGCCCUCGAGAGCUCGGAACAGCAGGUUUUCAAUCUCCAGACGAGGCAGAAGAGCGGCUUCACCGGUGAAGAUCCCUCAGAUCUGUCGCAGUAUGUGGAAGAGCGCCGCGUGAUCUCGCGCCAGCCACAGGAUCCCAGGUGGGAGCCGCCGCCGCCGCUCGCGGAGGACCUGGAGCACAGUGAGGCACACGGCGCCCCGGCCGCGCUCCAGGGGCCCGGCGAGGCGGCGGCGGGGGCGCCCGCGCGCGGCGCGGGCGAGUCCCCGGAGCCCUGCGGCGGCGUGGACUGCCUGCCCCGGGAGGCCGUCGUGUGGGUGAAGGGGGAGGCCGCCCCACGGGAGCUGCGGCAGCUGGCGAUGGGCCAGAAGGUGCUGUGCUACGACUCGCUGGGGGACUGCGUCGACUACGUGAGCGUGGAGCAGCUGAGCCAGGACUCUCGGUCCCUGGACUGGGUGGACGUGGUGCUCGUGGACGGGACGCGGCUGAAGAUGACGAAGGAUCACCCCGUGCAGCUCGCCGGGGGCAAGGGCGUCCAGGCGCAGUCGGUCGUGCCGGCCGCCUGCCUGCAGCCCGGGAGCCACAGCAUCAUGGUUCACGGAGAGGGCACGCGCGCCGUGCGGGUCCACAGCGUCUCGCGCGUGGCGUGCCCCGCCGAGAAGCCGCGGGGGAGGGCGGCCGUCUCGGUGAGGCAGUCCGCGCGCUACUCCAUCCUCGUCAAGGAGAACGCGCAGGACCAAAAGAUGAUGGCCGUGGGCUCGGCCGACCUCGCUGGGCCACUGGCGCUGAUGCGCGCUGGCCAGGACAAGACAUUCUUGCACGUCUCCGAGCCGCGCUCGCGCGAGGCCUCCGCCCACUCGUGGCCGCCGUGCAAGAGGCGGCAUGAACAAUAUGCGGGCCGCCCUGCCGUCAGUAUGCCAUCCGAGCCGAGCCGCGAACAGUGUCCUGACAGCCAGGAGGAGAAGCCCUCUUUGUCAUCGGAGCAGAUCUCAUCAUCCAGCUGCUCCCUUGCUGAUGGCGUGGUCGAGUCCGUCGUCCUGCCGAGCCCGCUGACCAAGCUCAGCGAUCAGAUGAGGGCAUCGUCGGCGGGCCUGCCGAGCCUCGGCAGCGUCGGGCACCUCGACGGGCGGUGCAGGCCGUGCAGUUACGACCGCCAGGGGCGCUGCACCUUCGGCAUCUGGUGCCAGAAGUGCCACCACCAGCACUUCAAAGUCCGCGGGCGCCUGGUGCCGCUGCGGCCCGGCCACGGGCGCAGCCUUCAGUCCUGCACGGGGCCGAGCUCCUCCGCCUCGCAGGCUCGCUCGAGCCAUCCGUCGAGCACGCGUGCUCCAUCGAGCACGGGAUCGAGCUCUGCUCAGCAGACUCCUCGAGCUCUCUUCGAUUCUCCAGGACCCGCAUCCCAAGCGGACGCCUAG